Molecule: messenger RNA, 1419 nt
Organism: Colletotrichum spaethianum
Lineage: Eukaryota; Fungi; Ascomycota; Sordariomycetes; Glomerellales; Glomerellaceae
Product: cAMP-independent regulatory protein pac2
Exons: 1
Coding region: 1-1419 (472 amino acids)
Molecular function (GO): DNA binding
Source: RefSeq, a predicted model, not a curated record
AUGGAGACAUAUCACGGAUUCGUGCGGACGCCCGCAGACGCCAUCAAGCUCUUUGAGGCUUGCCGACUCGGCCUCUUGCCUCGCGUCCAGCGCAGACUAUCAGAGAAGGAACGCCAGUCCAUCCGGUCAGGCUCGGUCUUUGUUUGGGACGAGCGGGAAGCGGGCAUGCGGAGGUGGACCGACGGAAAGUCAUGGAGCGCCAGCAGAGUAUCGGGAAGCUUCCUGACCUACCGCGAGAUGGAGGGCAAGCGCGGCAGCGGCUUCGGCGGCGGCAGACGGGGUGCCGGCAAGACGCCCGAUUCUGGCCGCGGUAGCGACGAGGACCAAGAGGACGGCGAGCCCGAGGGCUACAGAUACAAGGCCGACGGCCUCAUGAAGCAGUCUUUCAGCAUCACCACCUCCACCGGCCAGCACCUCCACCUCAUCUCCUACUACUCGAGGCCGCACCCCGGAUCACCAGAGCUCCAGCAACCGAGCACCGACCCUCAGCUUAGGCACAUCACCCCCAUGAAGGGCAUGUACCCGGAGUCGAGCCUCCACGACAGCAACCCCACGCCCGCCCUAACAAGAGGACCGAUGCUGCAGCAGACUCCCUACAUGGCGCAACAGCACCCUCAGCAGCCCAUGCCGCCGCAAGCCUACCCGCCUCAAUACGCCCAGCAGCAGGGCUACUCGUGGCCUCCCUCGCCCGUGGCCACUCCUCCUUACAGCCACUACACAACCUCCCCCUACCCGGCUCAGCAACAUCAGCCGCAACACCAGCUGCCGCCUCCUCAGGUCUCGCACUCGCCCGCCCAGCCUCCUCACUACGCGCAUGCGCCUCCUCACCACCUCUCCCCCUACGACCGGGCGCCCCUGCCCCCGCCGACCGUGCAGAAGCCGCUGGCCCCCUAUGCGCCUCAGCACCAGUCUCCCCGCCUGGCCCAUAUCCAGCAGCCGCAGCACCAGUCACCUCGCCUGGCCUCGAUCCAGCAGCCGCGUGCCUCGGAGUCUCCCCGCAUCUCCCACCUGCAGGCCCAGGCCGCCCAAGCCGCCCAGGCCGUCAUGGACCCCAGGCUCGGCCCUCGCAACAACGGCAACACCCUCCCGGGAAUCAACGCCGUUUCCAGCGCCCCCUCCAACAGCCACCCGCUCACGCACACUCCUCCCAACCGCACGCUGUCUGUCUCGCCGCCGAGAAGCUCGCACUCCGAGGUCAACGGUGUCGCGCCCCUGCCGAACAAGGCCAGCUUGUCCGCCCUCUUGCUGCACCCUACCCCUUCCAGCUCCGAGGUCAGCAGCGCAAACCUCAACAGCGCCAACAACUCGCCGCGGACUGGCGGCGCCCUCGGCGGCCUGCCGCCGCCGGUCGACCGUCCGGCCAACAUGAGCCACGACGUCAAGGCUCUCCAGGCCCUGGACCGCAAGUUCUGCAUCUGA